Messenger RNA from Trichobilharzia regenti, 1830 nucleotides. NCBI's taxonomy places the organism in Eukaryota, Metazoa, Platyhelminthes, Trematoda, Strigeidida, Schistosomatidae. The record is from the annotation of a GenBank genome assembly.
CGCAUGAAUGCAAGGUAUGAAACAAUUACAACGAAAUGAAUGCACUGAGCUGGUAGUGAAAACUUUCGAAACCAAAGAAAUAAUUCAUUUUAACAGCAACGGAAACAAAAAAUGAGGUGAAACGCAACAUUUGUGAACAAUACGCAACAAGAUAAAUCGUGAAUCACUGCAGGAUAAACGGAACAACAAACGCGUAGACGAGCAGCUACGGAAGUGCAAGCCAACAUGGCCGACUAACACGGAAGAAAAUGACCUUGAGCGUCUCACUCCACCAAUGACCUUGUAAGUUACGGGUAAUUUCAGUCAACAAAAUACUUGAAUAACAGUUAUUGAGACUUUCCCGCGCCUGUCAAAGGCAGCGCUACAUUCUGGCAUGGUAGGGCAUUUAUGUCUUGCUAAUCCUGGUUAGUUGUAUAAUAAUUGAUUAACGUGCUGGCAGUGUCAAGUCUUUUUUGUGUAUACUAGUUUUGGCGAAGUACAAGAAUAGCGUCUCAGGAGUGCGAUGAUGACGCGCUUUGAGGAUCUACGUAGAUUAAAUGUACAUUUACUCUCAUCAAUCACGUAUCUGUUCAUUCGCCGGUUAAUUUUUGCAUUUUACAGUUAAUUUCACUUUUUGACUACAGUUAAAUCAAUUACAAGUCCCUCCGUUCAUCUGUCCGUCCACAAAAGAAUUAAAUGGCACUGCUAGGAUAUAUUGGUUCUCAGAUACACGAACAAUCUUUAAGUUUUUUUGAAAAUACUUUCGGUGGAGAUCUUAUCACCCUGCCGUCUAUAGAACCACCACCUCUAGACAAAAUAAAAUGUAUGCAAUGCAAUGAUCCACUGGAUUUCUUAAUGCAAUUAUACUGUCCAAUUGGUGACUCCGAAUAUCAUAGAAACUUGUACUUCUUUGUCUGUUUAAAACGUUCAUGUCAAGUGAGUGGAAAUAAUUGGAGAGUUUUACGCUCUCAAUGCAUCGCAGAUAUUAGUGAAAAUUCUAAAUCGAAGCCAUGUACAAGUUGGUGUGCAGAAUUCGGUGCUGAGGAUGAUGAUGAGGCUUUUGAUGGAGAAAGUUGGGGUCCAGCGCCGACCAAUAAUACAACAGAGGUUAAAUGUAAAUCAGAAGAAAAAGUGACUGAAGGCGUCUCUUGCAUCAAAGGUCGUUUCCAAUGUCAUCCAGUUGAUAUAUACGAAGACACUACAAAUAUUACAGACAGUAUACUAGAUAAUAAUGAGUGUGACAGCGAACGACAACCACCAUUAGACGAGGAGGACUCAUCAUCACCAUCCGUUAAACAUUUCCUCUCUAAAUAUUCAGAGAAUAUACAAAUCGAUAAAGAAUUCAUUGAAGAAGAUGAUAAUACACUUCCUGGAUCAUUCAGUGAUACCUUGUUGGCAUAUCUAUCCAAUAGAGGCGAGUAUGGUUGUGAAGAUAUACGUUAUUGUUGGUCUGGUCAACCUAUUUUCAAUGGUCUCCCUCCAAGAAAUGAUUUAAUUCAAUGCCUUACAUGUCCACGAUGUAAUGGGGAACGUGUUUUUGAGCUGCAAAUAUUUUCUACAAUCAAUAAUUCUUUAAAAGUGUUACCUUGUAAUGAAGAGUUGCACUCUGGGGAACAUUCCACUGGUAGUGAUGACGGUGAAUUACUGACUUCUAAAUCAUGGUUGUUAAAUAUUAUUACAGUCCUGGUAUUCACAUGCCGUAAUUCUUGUUGGAAAGAGACAGAUGACUGGAUAGAAGAGUGUGUUAUUGUACAGACGGAUGAGAAUGUGACAAAGAUUAAUAAUCCAAUAAAUUGAUAUUGUGCAUAACCGCAUUUUUGAUCCAAUCUCUUCUUAAUGUGGAUGAUAACG